This is a messenger RNA of Dreissena polymorpha, 1912 nucleotides long. RefSeq names its product RNA polymerase II-associated protein 3-like. Bases 89 to 1768 code for a protein of 559 amino acids. The record is from RefSeq and is a predicted model, not a curated record. The transcript is spliced from 10 exons. Gene Ontology annotation, molecular function: protein binding. Lineage: Eukaryota; Metazoa; Mollusca; Bivalvia; Myida; Dreissenidae.
UGAUUUAGUCCAAAACAAAUAAUUAUUGAGUAUUUGACAAAGUAAACUGAAAAACUAUUGCAAAUUGUAAACCAAUAUAAUAACCAAAAUGUCGAAAAUCUCGCCACACGAGGAGAAAAUGUUGAACCUCCAAUACCAGAUGAAACAAAACAACCAAGAGUUACAGAGUUUUCUGAAGGACUUGGAAAGCUGGGAAUCAGAAAUAAAAGACAAGGAGAAGUCGCUCAAGGAGAAAGGAAAAUCGCAAGAUGAGAUACUGCCUCCAGUAAGAAACAGCUUAGAGAAGAAGAAACUAAAGAAGAAAGUAAAGAAGAAAAAGGGUGAAGCCAAACCAAAGCGUAUCAGCGCCUAUGACUACAGGUCCUGGGAUAAGUUUGAUGUGGACAAAGCAUGUGAAAAUCUUGACGAAAAUGAACCAUCAUCCUCAGAGGAGGAGUAUGAGACGGACGAGGAGUGGGAGACUGAGAGGAAGAAACAGGCUGCUGUCCUGGAGAAAGAUAAAGGCAAUGAGUACUUCAAGAAGGGAGACUACUCUAUGGCGAUAGAGUGCUACACCAGAGGGGCUGACCUUGACCCUACCAACCCCUUGCUGCCUGCAAACAGGGCCAUGGCCUUGCUCAAACAGGACAAGUUUGCAGCCGCUGAGCUGGACUGCUCUAUAGCGCUGACUCUUGACCCUCUGUACACGAAGGCCUACCUACGUCGUGGGACAGCCAGGCUGGGCUUAAACAAAUAUGAGGAGGCUAGAAGGGACUAUGAGAGAGUACUGCAGCUCGAACCUCAGAACAAACAGGCCAAAUCUGACAUCGAGUUGAUUGAAAAGGAGUUGGCCAAGCAGCAGAUGGUAUCUCAGUCGACAGCAGACGACAGUCAGGCCAGGCCAUCUGGUAUUGUGAAAGCCAUCACCAAACCACCAGGCCAGCGCUCUCAGAAACCACUCCGAAGGAUUGAGAUAGAGGAAGUUGGCUUUGAGGAUGCUCAUGAAGGAAAGGCAGCCAGCGCAAAGACACUAGAGGGAAAGAGUCAGAAAACGAGAGACUUGGUGGAAAAGGAGACAAUGGACUUUCAAAAGUUUGCUGUUAACUCACCUGCAGAUAUUGCAAAUAUGGCGUCGUACAGGUCAGACUCUAAAGGUGCUAGUGUUCAAGUGAAGACUGAAACUCAGUCUGUUGUUGAAAACAAAUGGGAUGUAUCUGAAAGUCCAGAGACAGUUUCCAGUUGCACAAGUAACAUAAAUAAUUUAGCAGCUAAUACAAACAUACAUGCUGCAGAGAAAACCGAUGGAUUAGUUAAAGACAACAGAUCACUGAACGAUGUGAGCUCAACACCAGAUGUUUCAUGUGUGUCUAAGCAAUCUUCAUCCAAGUCAAGUUCGGUUCCUAAAAGCCAGAUUGCAACUUCUGUGCCUACAACCUCGGUGCAGUUCCAGGCAGAUUAUAGACAUCUGAAACGUGACAAAGAGCAGUUCUACCAGUAUUUUAAGAGAAUACCUCCAGCUGACUAUAGGACUCUGUUUGGUCAGUUCCUGGAUGCAGAUGUACUGGUCACCAUUCUGAAUGUACUGCAAGGGUGCUAUAUCAGGGAUCGUGUGGACUGCUACCUGUGCCUGAAACACCUCGCUGAUGUCAACAGAUUCUCCAUGAUUGUCAUGUUUAUGUCAGGCAAAGACAAACAAGUUUUGAAGACCAUCUUUAUCCAUCUGCGGGAAAUCGGUGAACACAGUGCGACAGAUAUAGACACGCUAGCGGUGAAAUAUGAAGUCAGAUGAUGCCUUGCAGAUGUGGAAUUACAUGGUGUAUAUGAGCUGGGUUGUGAAUGGUCUGAAUGCAUGUGCGUAAAGUGUUGUCCCAGAUUAGCCUUCAACAUGUGCUCAAGCAUAUCAGGGAGGACACUUGCCGAUUGUAUUUGAUAU